Messenger RNA from Rodentolepis nana, 576 nucleotides. NCBI's taxonomy places the organism in Eukaryota, Metazoa, Platyhelminthes, Cestoda, Cyclophyllidea, Hymenolepididae. The record is from the annotation of a GenBank genome assembly.
CUUAAAGAUGACUCAUGGAUCACCAACUUCGAGCGUCUGAAGGAACUCCGAUCGUUGUGUAACGAUGCUGGCUUCCUCCGCAGCAUCAAUCGUAUUAAGAGAGACAACAAGGUUAAAUUUGCUUCCUACAUGGAAGAGCACUAUGGAAUUAAGAUCGAUCCUUCCACUCUCUUCGAUAUUCAGGUAAAGCGUAUUCAUGAAUACAAGCGUCAGCUAUUGAAUUGCUUCUACGUUAUCUCUCAAUACAACAAGAUCAAGGCUGAUCCCAACACCAAAAUGGUGCCUCGUACUAUCAUGAUUGGUGGCAAAGCCGCCCCUGGCUACCAUAUGGCCAAGUUGAUCAUUAAAUUGAUUAACUCUGUUGGCAAUGUCAUCAAUAAUGAUCCUGUUGUUCGUGGAAGACUCAAACUUAUCUUCCUGGAGAACUACCGCGUCUCGCUGGCCGAAAAAAUCUUCCCGGCUGCUGAAUUGUCUCAACAAAUUUCAACUGCUGGUACGGAAGCCUCUGGAACAGGCAACAUGAAAUUCAUGGUAGGUCUAGACUCAUCGCCUUGGCAGAUAUUCUUCAAAGGGUAG